GUGGUGCUCCCAUACUUUGUGACUGUCUGCCGCUGUUUAGAGAGGUAGGACAUUGCAGCAGGGAGGUCACAUGCAAAUGUUCAUCCGAAAGCAAGAAACUAUGCCUCGAGCUUCACAUGCUUUCACCUUCCUCCAGGCCGCUUCGUUCUUGUUUGAAUGGAUUUCCUUGAUCCAACUACAUCAUUUCAUUGACUGUAACGAAGAUGGACGUAGAAGCUAAAUCGAAGGAGAUAAAAAUCUUGGCAGCAUGACUUCCAAGAACUUGAAUUCCACUGUCGCAUUGGCAUUGGCAUUGGCACAGAGUCUUCUGCUUUGUACAAUAUUUAAAUGCUGCUGCUCGUUCAAUCUCUUUUCAUUUCCUCGAGACAGAGCGUUUGAAUUUUGAACUGCAGCAGCAGCAGCAGCAGCAGCUUACGCUUUACCCUUGAAUCAGAUGCCGAGGUCGAGGCGUUUUCUUUCCAUGGCGUCCAGGGUAUCAGAUGCGUCGCAGCGGCAGUCGCCGCUCCACCUCAAGAGCACCGCCAGAUCGGAGGCCAACGCCGCGCGCCGCCCCGCCGGCAAGGAACGCAGCCCCAAGGUGUCCCCUCGCGGCGGUGUCUUGCAAGAGAGGAAAAGGGGCACGGAGCUGGUUGAUAUGGAAACCAGGCUGAGUAAGGUGCAGGAGGAGCUCAAGAAGCUGCGGAAUCGACUGGCCUCGGCGGAGGUCGCCAAGCUGGAAGCCGAGGAAGCUCUCGUCCGGGCCAAGAAGCGAAUCCCGGCAGCCCCACCGGCCCCCAAAGAAUCAGGCGAAGAAGAUGAGGAUGAGCGAGAGCGAGAGAGCAGAUCCGAAGGAGAAGCAGUUACUUCGCCAGAGACGAUGGAUGUAUUCGAAGUCGUAAUCCCAGCCGAGUCCGUGCCGGAGGAGAUGAAGACGAUGGUCGCGAAGGAAGCCGUGGGAGAGGACGGAAAGGAGAAAGAGGAAAAGAAGGGAGAUCCAUCGGUGGAAGAUCUCGAAGCCAAACUGCUCGAGAAGGAGAAGGAGGCGGAGAUCCUGCUCGAAGAGAACAUGGUCUUCAAGACGCACGCCGCGGAGGAGGCGAAUCGGAUCGCCAGCGCCGCGGGAGCGAAGGAGACGGAGCUGCUGGCGAAGCUGAGUUCGAUGGAGGAGGAGAUGCAAGAGAGCGAGGCGAGGGCGAGGCGGCUGGCGGAGCAGCUGGAGGCGGCCGAGGGCGCAAAAUCGGCGAUGGGGGAGGAGAUGAAGCGGCUGAGGGCGCAGACGGAGCAGUGGCGGAAGGCCGCGGAGGCCGCGGCGGCGGCGGUGCUGGCGGACGACGACGACGAAGUGGACAAGCACAUCGCGGCCUGGGCAUCGCCGCUGGCGAUGGAGGAGGGCGACUGGAAGAGGAGGAAGGGAGCUGGGAUUCGAAUGUUCGGGGAACUCUGGAAGAAGAAGAAGAAGGGGCAGCAGAAGUGAAGCUCCGAUGGCUUUUUUGUUUCCUUGGACUCUCUCUCUCCCCUCUCUUUCGCCACUUCACCGCACGCCAUCGUCCAUG
Messenger RNA from Zingiber officinale, 1532 nucleotides. Its product is annotated as interactor of constitutive active ROPs 1-like. Lineage: Eukaryota; Viridiplantae; Streptophyta; Magnoliopsida; Zingiberales; Zingiberaceae. The transcript has 4 exons. The record is from RefSeq and is a predicted model, not a curated record. The coding region runs from base 434 to 1453 and encodes 339 amino acids.